This is a messenger RNA of Homarus americanus (American lobster), 914 nucleotides long. RefSeq lists its product as uncharacterized. Lineage: Eukaryota; Metazoa; Arthropoda; Malacostraca; Decapoda; Nephropidae. The record is from RefSeq and is a predicted model, not a curated record. The coding region runs from base 43 to 669 and encodes 208 amino acids. The transcript has 3 exons.
CCUCCUCCUCCCUUUCUUCCUCCUCCUCCACCAUAGGUCAAGAUGCGUGUGUUGCUGGUGUUGUGUGCGUUGCUGGGGUUAUUGGUCACAUGUGAUGCCUUAGCGAUCCUUCCUGUAGCUGGUCUGCCUCUGGUGGCCCCGGGAGCACUCGGAGCAUUACCAGUGGCUUCCCUCCUCAGUCUCCAGGCUGCCGUCAUCCUCGCCUUUGUUAAAGAAUUUUCCGGGAAGGAAAAAAAGUCUAGCCCCAAGAGGUCUUUUGCUCCCCGAUCACCUUUCUACGGCUCUCGGAAGUCCUCUUACAGCUCUUACGAUGGUCCCGUCUACCGCCGCCAGAAGCGAGCCAUCUUGCAGGCGAUGGAAGAGGUUGAACAGGGCGAGAAGCUGUUGCUGUCAGCCGCCACUCACCUGGACACUGACGGCUGUGUACUGAAGCUCCUGUGUCACCUGAACAACAAACAGGUAGAUGCUCGUACGCUAGAGGAAACCGUCCUCCUCCAAAUGUUCUCCGACAACCUGGAGACCAUGUCCUCCUACAACACCGCCUUCAAAAAUGCCACUGAGGCUGAGCAGGGCGUGUGUGACCAUGUGUUGACACAGUGUCCCCUGGGGGAGGAGGAGCUGGGUAAUGUUAUGCGACAGACGUGGAGCUGUGCGAGCCUCAGCCUCUAAUAAUGUUAAUCAUUCAAUCAUCUUACACAAUAUCAUCACCUACAAUUCACCAUAUUUUACAUAUCAUUAUAAGAAUGUUGUAUAAUCCACAUUCUUCGCUUCUUUCUCUCGUUUUGUUGUCCUUCACCUUUAAGUUCUAUUCGUUUGUAACUUUUUGUCUAUGUAUAUGAAAUAUAAUCCCUAUGGGACAGUAACCACUUCAGAUGCUAUUAUUUCAACUGAUUAUAUGUACUGAGUCAAUAAUA